UGCACGAGAGAGUGUUGUUUAAUGCUAGCGUGUUUUUAGCUGGUACUUGGUAGUCAGCUGUAUAAAACCGUUUUAGCUAGUAGGUAGCAGUAUCAAACAUUUAUAGCUUGGAUGUAGCAAUUUCAAACAGUUUUUAGCCUGGGAGGUACUUGUAUUAAAUAGUUGUUUUUAUAAUGGAGGUAGCAGUAUAAAAACAGUUUUUCUGACUUGGGGUAUCAGUAUACAAACAGUUUUUCUGACUUGGGGUAUCAGUAUACAAACAGUUUUUCUGACUUGGGGUAUCAGUAUAAAAACAGUUUUUUCGGACUUGGAGCUUGCAGCAUUAAACAGUUUUUAGGUUGGACGUAGCAGUAUAAAAAGUGUGUUUCUGUCUUGGAGUAUAACAACAGCGUUUAUAGCUUGGAAGUAGCAGUACAGAACAAACAUAAUUUGGAGCUAGCAGUAUAAAACUAAGGUGUUUCUAGCUAGAAUAGAGUCCCACAGGAUUUAACAUGUAUAGCGAGUGGAGAAAGCAGGGCUGGCCUCACUCGGGCCCACGGGCUAAACUAGCACCACAACCGGGUGAUGCCUACAACAUACAGUUUACAAUUAACGGCGAGAAGCAUGUUGUGUAUGAUAAGUAUCCACCUACCACAUCCCUGAACGAUUACAUCAGAGAUGUUGCUGGACUUAAGGGGACGAAAAUCAUGUGCAAGGAGGCCGGAUGUGGAUGUUGUGCAGUGGCCGUGACCUACGCCCCAGGGGGAGAUAAGGCAGAGACCAUGAGCAUUAACUCGUGUCUCUGCCCCCUGUACAGUGUAGACGGCUGGCAGAUCACCACUGUUGAAGGUAUAGGCAGUCAAAAAGAUGGAUUCCACCCAAUCCAGGAGAGGAUUGCCCAGCAUAACGGUACUCAGUGUGGCUACUGUACUCCUGGUUUUGUCAUGUCCAUGUAUGGACUACUCCACCAGAAGCCCCAGCUGAGCCAGCAGGAGAUAGAAGACUCAUUUGAUGGUCACGUGUGCAGGUGUACAGGCUACAGGUCAAUCCUGGACGCCAUGAAGUCUUUUGCUACAGACUCAACUAUUCCAGGAGCCAAGUGUGUCGACAUUGAGGAUCUUAAUAAACAUCUGUGCCCCAAAACUGGAGAGGUUUGCAAAGGGAAGCAAGAAGGAUGUUCUCAUGGCUUAUCCCUUGACUUGCGUGAAAGCAAAUGGUACAGACCAAACAACCUGCAAGAGCUUGGGAAACUUCUCACAGAAAAUAGCACCAGGAGCACAAAACUUUUGUUUGGAAACACAUCUGCAGGAAUAUUUAAGAAUGAAGGACCCUAUCAGGUUUAUAUUGAUCUUCAUGGUGUGAAGGAGCUCUACCAAUUUAAGGAAAACACAGACAGUGUUGUGUUUGGUGGCAACACCACACUCUCUAAGCUGAAGGACCAUCUGAAGGAGCUGCAACACAAGGCUGGCUUCUCCUACUUCACUGCAGUCAUUCGUCAUCUCAAAGUCAUUGCCAGUGUGCUGGUUAGAAAUGCUGGUUGCAUUGCAGGAAAUUUAAUGAUAAAGAAAAACUAUCAUGAAUUUCCAUCAGAUCUUUUCACUUUGACAGAAGCCAUUGGAGCCAGUGUUGGUAUCUUUGAUGCUAAAGAUGGCAGCACAAAGAAAUACAGCCUGUUGGAAUUCCUACAAAAAGUGGACAUGAAGCAAAAAGUCAUAGCUUUUCUUCAACUUCCAAGUUUCAAACAGUCUGAAAUCUUCCGAUCUUUUAAAAUUACUCCAAGAUGGCAGAAUGCUCAUGCAUAUGUAAAUGCUGCAUUCAAGUUUGAAGUUGUGGGUAAAAAAGUUACAGGAACUCCAUCUUUUGUGUAUGGAGGUAUCAGCAACAAUUUGAUUCAUGCUUCUAAAGCUGAAGCAUUCAUUAAAGGGAAGCAACUUGAUGACAAAAUUAUUUCAGAAACAUUGAAGGUUUUAUCUGCUGAGCUGAUUCCAGCAGAAGAUGACCCACUUGCUGCUUCUGCUAAAUACAGACAUGACCUGGCUGUCAAUCUCCUGUACAAGACACUUUUAGAGGUCUACAAACCAUCAGAUCUGAGAGUUCAAAGUGGAGCUGACAGUAUGGACAGGACUUUGUCCUUUGGGCUACAAACUUUCCAAGAGAAAGCAGAAGAGUUCCCUCUCAAGCAAGCUCUAUCUAAAUUGGAAGCACCUUUGCAGGCAUCUGGUGAAACUGUUUACACCAAUGAUAUUCCAAGUUUCCGCAGAGAACUUUGUGCAGCUUUUGUCAUUUCUACAGUAGGGUCAGCCACACUUGAACAUGUAGACCCUUCUGAAGCUUUGGCAAUCCCUGGCGUUGUGAGCUACAUCAGUGCUGCUGAUAUUCCAGAGGGAGGCAAGAAUGAUUUCAUGGACUGUUUGAUGUUUCCUGGAGUUUCCCCGGAAGAAGUUUUUAUUACAAAAGAAGUUUCCUAUGCUGGCCAAGCCAUUGGACUUAUUCUGGCAGAGAGACAGAGCAUUGCUGAUGAGGCAGCUAAGAAGGUGAAGGUCACUUAUACAAAUGUUCAGGAACCAGUGACAGAACUAGAAGAAGCCAUUGCGAAACAAAUGUUCCAUGAGGGAAAAAGAGAGGAAAAAGUUAUUGGCAACCCAGAUGAUGCCUUCAAAGACUCAGAGAUUGUUGUGUCAGGUGAAAUCAAAGAAGGCUCACAAUAUUACUUCUACAUAGAAAAUCAGGUGUCUGUAGCAGUUCCAUCUGAAGAUGGUAUUGACCUUUAUGCUGCUACACAAUGGGCAGCCCAUAAUCAUAGAGCUGCAUCUAAUAUCUUAGGCAAGCCAUUGAAUUUCAUCAACGUGAUCGCAAGUAGAAUUGGAGGUGGAUUUGGAGGCAAAUUGUUCUACUCCUGCAACAUAUCUGCUGCUGCAACUUUAGCAUGCUACAUCACCAAAAGGCCUGUUCGCCUCUGUGUAGAUUUGGCAACAAACAUGAAAUUAUCAGGGAGGAGAUUUCCAAUUUUGGCCAAGUAUAAGGCUGGUUUAAACAAAGAAGGAAAAAUGAAUGUACUUGAUCUUGAUAUAUACACAGACAGUGGUUUCAAGCCCUCAUUUCUAGCUGGAGAGUUCCCUCACUCACUUGACCAAGGUUACCACAUCCCCAACUGGCGUGUUGUUACCACACUUGUCCGCACCAACAAAGCCACAGCACAAGCUUGUCGAGCUCCUGGUACUGUGCCAGCUUCCCUUGUCAUAGAAAGUAUCCUUGAACAUGCCGCAAAAGAAGUCAGAAUGCACCCAAUUCUUUUUAAAGAGAUUAAUUUGUACGACAAGGGCCAGACUGACAUACAGGGUGUUCCCCUAACCCACUGCACCAUCAGAGAUUUGUGGCAGAGGCUUAAACAAAUUGCUGAAGUCACUGAGAGGAUAAAACAAACAGAUCAAUUCAAUCAGAACAACAAGUGGCGUAAGCGAGGUAUCACCAUGUGUGCUGUUAAAUACAACAUCCUCCACUUUCCUCCUGGUCAAGUGGUCAAUGUUUCUGUGUUUGCUGAUGAUGGGACAGUCACUGUGAUGACUUCAGGAACAGAAAUGGGGCAAGGACUUUAUACAAAGGUCUCCCAGGCUGUUGCCAGGACAUUGAAAGUCCCACUGAAUUACAUCAAAGUUAGACCUCAACAAAACAACACCAUACCUAACCCGAGCUUCACUGGGGGAAGUUCUGGUAGUGAAAUGUGUGUCUCUGCAGCCAUCAAUGCUUGCAGAGAACUGAAUGAGAGACUUGAGCCAUUAAGGGCUAAGAUGCCAGAUGCUGAUUGGCCAACUUUACUCAAAAUGUGUCAUUUUAGUAAUAUUGAUCUGGCAACUAGAGCUAAAUCUGACAAGGGAGAUAAGAUGUUGCAGUACCACACCUACUGUGCUGGUGUUGUUGAGACUGAGGUUGAUGUCCUAACAGGGGAAUACCAGGUCAAGAGAGUUGACAUAAUGGCGGAUUUUGGGGAGAGUAUCAACCCAACUGUUGACAUUGGUCAAGUAGAGGGAGCUUUUGUCAUGGGCCUUGGUGCAUAUUUGUCAGAGGACCUUCAUUUUGACAAGAAAACUGGCCAGGUCUUGAAUGAUGGCACAUGGGAAUACAAACCUCCCACAACAAAAGACAUCCCCAUAGACUGGAGGAUCCACUUCAUGCCUGACACACCCAACCCUGUUGGAGUCCUCAGUUCUAAAGCUGUGGGAGAGCCUCCCAUUAGUCUGGCUGUUGGAGCUCUUCUUUCUAUCAAGAGUGGAGUGGAGGCAGUCAGAGAAGAGUUGACUGGUGAAAGAUCUUUUAUCCCUGUUGAGGCCCCAUACACAGUGGAGAAGGUCCAGCUUAGCACUGGUAUCAAUUUGGAACAUUUGAAAGUCUAGCUGGAAAUUUCAGUUUCAUCUCAAAUCUUGGUUUUCAAGACAUGUGUUUAAAAGUUAUUAUAUUUGUAAAUAAUGAAUACAAAGAUUUUGCUUAGCUUUCAACCUAUUGAACAGAAAUAUUUAUCACUUUUAUAAUAUUUAUAGUGUUAUAUUGGCUUUGCAUAAUAAUGCACUUUAUACACUUUUAGCUUAUAAUGAAUCUUGUUGAUGGAUUUAUCAAUCAUAUAUAGAUAAAUAGAUAUUUCUCAAUACAGUUUUUGUACAUAUCUAUCUAUUUCUGAUGAUUUUACUAGAAAAUUACUGAUCCCAGUGAGAUAUUUAUUUAAAAUACAAUUUAAAAAAAAAACAUUUGUUUUAUUUAUUUAUAAAUUAAUUUUGUUAGUGGAAAUCUCAGUUAAUGAACUCUUAAUUUUUUUCAUCAUUGUUUUAUAAUAAAUAUUUUUUAUGAACUAAUUUUAGGUUAUAUUUACCUCAAAUAAAAUGUAAGCAUACAGUAAUUUUUAUGGAGACACAUUGGCUAAACCAACUUUAAAAUCUACUGGUUAAAUUAUCAUAAAAACAUUUACUGUUUGACUCAAUUAGAAAUUAUUUUGUAAUUCAGGCAGCUCAGAUGCCAAAAUUUGUUUUAAGAGACUUCUUACAGUAAUCAUUCAACAUUUAAAACUAUUUAUAAAACUUUUUUUUUUUAAUAGCACAAAGUGUUUUAUAGUUUAUUGAGACUUGAUUUAUUAACUCAAGUUUACAUUCUAUCUAUAAAUGUAAUGUAACAAUCUAUUAAAAAAAUAUAUUCAAAAAACAUUUUUUGUGUUUGCACUUUUAAUAAAAUUUCUACUCACUUAGAUAUAAAAGUUGCACUUAUUCAAUAAACAAUAAUUGGAAUUCUUUUCUAA
Physella acuta is the source of this 5260-nucleotide messenger RNA. RefSeq lists its product as uncharacterized. Gene Ontology annotation, molecular function: iron-sulfur cluster binding; FAD binding; iron ion binding. NCBI's taxonomy places the organism in Eukaryota, Metazoa, Mollusca, Gastropoda, Physidae. The record is from RefSeq and is a predicted model, not a curated record.